Molecule: messenger RNA, 3716 nt
Organism: Chiloscyllium plagiosum (whitespotted bambooshark)
Lineage: Eukaryota; Metazoa; Chordata; Chondrichthyes; Orectolobiformes; Hemiscylliidae
Source: RefSeq, a predicted model, not a curated record
UGAUCGUGUGCGGUCACAGUCAGAAAAGCUCUCCAAGUGAUAUCCUUAUCGUUGCUCAGUUCAAAAAAUCGGAUAUUGAUAUGCAGCUCGUUAUUUUUUUCUGUCAGAAUUGACGUAUCAGUAUGACAAUGGCCACUAUUCUGAUGAGCCGAGUGUCCAUCGUUUUUUUGCUCUGCAUUUCUGUCCUGGUUUCCGAACAACUUCGCUACUCGAUUCCCGAAGAAGUGGAACGUGGAACAUAUGUUGGCAACGUCGCUGACGAUCUAGGAUUAAAGGUUUGGGAGUUACCGACUCGCAAAUUUCUUCUGAUUUCUGAUUACUCGAAACAAUACAUGGAGAUAAAUGUAGAAAAUGGUUUCUUAUUUGUUAAUGAAAGAAUCGACAGAGAGCAGCUUUGUAGCAAAACCGCUGCAUGUUAUCUCUCGUUCCAAAUCACGCUCGAUAAUCCUUUGGAAAUGUUUCCCGUUGAAGUGGAGAUACUAGACGUAAAUGAUAAUUCACCCGUCUUUUCGAGGAAGGAAUUCUAUUUGCAAAUCAAUGAGUUAAAUGCGCCGGGCGCUCGCUUCCCUCUCGAGAGCGCGCGUGAUCUGGACGUGGGUACAAACACAAUCAACACAUACCAGAUCAAUCCGAACGAGCACUUCAUUAUUAAAGUGCAGACAAGAAGAGGGGGAAAUAAAAAUGUCGAGCUGGUAUUAAAGAGGUCUUUGGACCGUGAAAAACAGUCAACGUUUACUCUAGUGUUGACAGCCAUUGACGGUGGGAUUCCACAGAGAUCAGGCACAGCGCGGAUCAUCAUUAACGUCAUUGACACAAAUGAUAACGCACCCGUCUUCGAUCAUGAAACUUACAGAGCGACGGUGAUGGAAAAUAUUGCGAAUGGCUCUUUGGUGCUAAGAGUUCAUGCUGCUGAUAUAGAUGAAGGUACAAACGCUGACGUGACUUAUUCUUUCACCAAUCAUGUUUCCCAAACUAUUCGUGAGUUGUUCAAAUUGGACCCUAUGACUGGAGAGAUCAGAGUUCGAGGAGUACUGGAUUUUGAAGAAGCCAAUGUUUAUGAAUUUGACGUCCAAGCAAUGAACUCUGCUCCGUCUGAAUUGUCAGGUCUUGCAAAUGUUGUCAUUGAUGUACUUGACACUAACGACAAUCGUCCUGUGUUGCAAGUUACGGUGGUGUCCAGUGCUGUGCGGGAAGAUGCUUCUUCAGGGGUUGGUAUUGCUCUGAUCAGCGUAACAGAUCGCGAUUCUGGCGAAUAUGGGACAGUUCAAUGUCAGAUCCCAGACAGCAUUCCGUUCAAGAUUGAAAGAUCUUUGAAGGGCAACUACAAGUUGAUUACCAAUGGCUUUCUGGAUCAUGAGAUUACCCCACUGUACAACAUCUCCAUUUCAGCCUGGGACGGUGGAUUUCCUCCUCUUUCAGCAAGUAAAUUCGUUGUGGUUUCAGUAAUUGAUGUCAAUGAUAAUUCACCAAGUUUUACACAAUCGUCAUAUAAAGCGUACCUGAUGGAGAAUAACGCACCCGGUACUUCUAUAUUUGCUGUUAGUGCAAAUGAUGCUGAUUUGAAUCAGAAUGCGGAAAUCUCUUAUUCCAUUGUCGACAAUCGACAGCAAGAAGAAAUACCCUCCUCUGCGUACUUUACGAUUAACUCCAAAAAUGGGAACAUUUACGCUCUGCGUUCCUUCGACUAUGAGCAACAGAAACAUUUCCAGGUGAAAGUUCAAGCUCAAGAUGCUGGGUCGCCUCCAUUGAGCAGCACUGCCUUUGUGAAUGUUAUUAUUUUGGAUCAAAAUGACAAUGCACCCAUUAUUGUUUCACCUCUAACAUGGAACAACUCAGCAACAGUGGAGGUUAUGCCACGUUCAACAUAUCCAGGAUAUCUGGUCACCAAAGUAAUUGCCACUGAUGAAGACUCUGGUCAGAAUGCAAGGCUUUCCUAUGAGUUUUUGGAAGCCACUGAUCCUAGUCUGUUUACUGAUGGACUUCUUUCUGGAGAAAUUAGAGCAACGCGAGCAUUUAGUGAUCAAGAUAUCUUUGCCGUGCGCGUAGUCCUCUGCGUGAAGGACAAUGGACAGCCGAGCCUUUCCAGCAGCGCCACAAUAUCCUUUCUCGUAAUGUCCAAUGUUACUGAGAAAUCAUUUGAACAACGUGAUGAACCCAGACACUCGAAAUUUUUUUCAGGUAUAAAUAGUUAUCUAAUCAUAAUUUUCGGAACCACUUCCUUUUUGUUUCUCAUAAUAAUAUUAUUUUUGCUCACCCUGAAGUGCAGACAAGAUAGAAAUACUGCUGAAGUAUAUAGCUCUGCAGUCUGUUGUUGUAAUGGGAGAAAUUCGACUGAUGGCUUUAAUCGGACACCAACCGGAAGGGAUCCUUUGAAUUAUAGCGGGGAAGUUCAGACCGGAAGUUAUCAUUACAGUGUGUGCUUGUCACCGGAAUCAUCGAAGAGUGACUUUCUGUUUUUAAAACCUUGUCAUCCUACGUUGCCUUUCAACGAUCGGAGUGUUCGUGACAGCAACGCAAUAAACUAACUACGACAACAAACUAUUCUCUCUGUGGCAGACUUCCAGAAGGAAUGGAUCAGAUUCAAUUGUUGCAGUCCUAUCACAUUCAGUCAUAAAUGGUGGAAGACAAUUGCGCAGUUCAGUGACGGAGGAGAAUCCACAAAUGUCAUCAAUUCUUGGAUAAAUUUAACCUGGCCUGUUACAGUCCCAUCAGUUUCCUUUCAAUCAUCAGUAAAGUGAUGGAAUAUGUCAUCAACAUUAUUCUAAAGCUGCAUCUGCUCAGCAAUAAACUGCUCUCUGCUGCCUGCUUUGGAUUCCACUCGGACCACUUCCUUACUUCAGUACAGCCUUAGUUCAAACAUACACAGAAGAGCUUAUUUCCAGAGGUGAGGUGACAGUGAUGGACCUUGACAUCAUGGCCACAUCUGAUCAAGCAUAACAUGAAGGAGCCCUAGCAAAACUGGAGUCAAUCAGAAUCAGAGAGCAAAACAAUCUGCUGGCUGUAACCAUACCUGUCACAAAAAAAGAUGGCUGUGGUUGUUGGAGGUCAAUCACCUCAGGAUUUAACCAUUUUCUGCUACUUCAUCAACAACUUUAAUUCCAUAAUAAGGUCAGAGGUGGGGGUAUUUUCCAUUGAUUGCACAAUGCUCAUCACCACAUGUGACUCAGAUACUGAAGCAGCCCAUGUCCAAAUGCAACAAGGUCUAGACAAUAUUCAGCCAUUGUCUGACCUGUGGCAAGUAACAAUCGUGCCACACAAUUACCAGGCCAAGAUGAUCUCCGAUAAAAUCCAAUCUAACCACUCCCCUUAAUAUUCAACAACAUUACCAUCACUGAAUUCCCAACCAUUAAUAUCCUGUGGUUACCAUUGAGGGGAAAUGGAUAUGAACGAGCAAUAUAAAUACAAUCGCUACAAGUGCAUAUCCAGGGCGAGGAAUUCUGCAGUGUGUAACUCACCUCCUAACUGACAAAACCUUAUCCACCAAAAACAAGGCACAAGUCAGGAGUGUGAUGAAACAUUCCCCAACUGUCUGGAUGAGUGCAACUUCAACACAUACAAUAGACUUGAUACCAUCGAAGAUUAAACAUCUCACUUGACUGGCAACACAUCCAUUCACAUUGACUCCCAACACAACCAAUUUUCAGUAGCAACAGUGUAAACCACGUGCAAAAUGCACUGCAGAAACUCACCAGAACUCCUAGACAGCACCUUCCACA